Messenger RNA from Talaromyces proteolyticus, 1941 nucleotides. RefSeq lists its product as uncharacterized. Gene Ontology annotation, molecular function: flavin adenine dinucleotide binding; monooxygenase activity. The record is from RefSeq and is a predicted model, not a curated record. The transcript is spliced from 3 exons. The coding region runs from base 1 to 1941 and encodes 646 amino acids. Lineage: Eukaryota; Fungi; Ascomycota; Eurotiomycetes; Eurotiales; Trichocomaceae.
AUGGCACCUUACAUUCAAGAAUUCACUGGCGCCGAUCUCGUCUCUAAGGCUAACCUCCAAUCUGAGAGCGCGACGCUCAACCACGUCCAGGACCCAAAGCCCGUCGCGGACGACUUCAUGUACGACUUCAAAUACAACCACAGUCUCCCCACUACCGACACCUUAGCCGUUAAGAUCCCCACCGAUUGCGAGGCUCAGAAGGAGGCCGAGGGUAUCGUAGCCCGUCUCUCUACUGCCACAUCAGAGGGAGAUGCGCAAGCUUUCGCUGGGCUAUCCGAAAUCUCGACUUUAGCUGACCUCAGAUGUACAGGCGUGUGGCGUGACAAGCUCUCAUUCACCUGGGACUUCCGCACAUUCAACUUCAGAGAUGCCAUCUUAAAGGCUGCUGCCGACCUGUUGCCUCAAACCAAGGCUAGAAAUUUCAACUUUCUCGAGCCUGCGCCUUCGGUGUCUCGCCCUUACCCUGACUUCUCUCAGCUGCAAUUCGUUGUAUCCUUCGAGACUGAGAUUGUUCUUGCUUCAGCCGUCAUCAAUGCAGUUCUCACUCAAGAAGGCUGGAGAAUUUACACCAUGCAUACUGUUGCUGAGAGCCUCAAGCAGUUCCCCGAGCAGGCCGCACCAGAUGGACACAUGGCCGGUAUCACUAGCUGGGAGAGUCAGAGAUCCGAGACCAUCAACACUGUUGACCCAGAGGUGCUGAUCAUCGGUGGUGGUCAAAAUGGUCUCGCUAUCGCAGCGCGCUUGAAAGUGCUUGGUAUGGAAAACCUGAUCAUCGAACGCAGCGACGAAGUCGGAGAUAUCUGGAAGAAGCGUUACGAAUAUCUUUCACUGCACUUUCCGCACUGGCCCGAUGCCUUACCAUACUUCAAAUAUCCUCAACAUUGGCCCACAUAUACCCCGGCUCAGAAGCAGGGUCUAUACAUGAAGUGGUAUGCCUCCGCCCUGGAGCUCAAUGUCUGGACCAAGUCGGAGAUUGUGAAGGCCGAGCAGGACGCCGAGGAUAAGUGGACCGUAAUAAUCAACAAGGAGGGCAAGGAGACUCGUACGCUGCAUCCUAAGCAACUCAUCAUGGCCACCUCGCUAUGCGGUGUUCCUUCAACCCCGGUCGUGCCUGGCAUGGCCGAGUUCCGGGGCGUGAUCCGUCACUCCAGCGCCCACAAGACUGCCCGUGACUUUGUCGGAAAGAAGGUCUGCGUAGUUGGUACCUCAUCCUCGGGCUUUGACACAGCUUACGAGUGCGCCCGCCUGGGAAUUGAUGUGACCCUCCUUCAGCGGUCACCAACUUACGUCAUGUCUUUGACCCAUUCUGUUCCACGCAUACUUGGAGGUUACGCGCCAGACAAGAAUGGCAACCUCCCCGAUACCAAAGUACAGGAUCGUCUCAUGUUCGCUACACCAGUUGGACCUGGCGAGGAACUCGCCAGGCGCACCGCCAAGGUCCUUGAGGACCUGGACAAGCCCCUGCUCGAAGCUCUUAACGCUCGAGGUCUGCGAACAUGGCGCGGCCAGCGCGAUACUGGCAACUCCACACUAGGUCAGACUCGGAACGGCGGAUUCUACUUCGAUGCCGGUGCUUGCGAAGAAAUUAUCAAUGGCAACAUCAAGGUGGAGCCUGGCUUCAUUGAGAAGUUCACCGAAGAUAAGGUGAUCUUAAACGGCGGCCGCGAGAGGGAGUUUGACCUAGUAGUCUUUGCCACCGGAUUUACAAACAUGAUCGACUCCAUUCGAGCCACUCUUGGUGAGAGGAUUGCAAGCCAAUGCGGACCUAUUUGGGGUAUUGAUGAGGAAGGCGAGUACAAGACGGCCUACCGGGAGACAGGAGUGCCCAACAUGUGGAUCAUGGUUGGUUUCCUUCCAAUGACCCGGUAUGCCUCCAAAUUAUUGGCUUUGCGACUGAAAGCUCUAAAGGAGGGAAUUUCCCCACCCCCUUACAAAGUUUAG